This is a messenger RNA of Phanerochaete carnosa HHB-10118-sp, 1430 nucleotides long. RefSeq lists its product as uncharacterized. The transcript has a single exon. Gene Ontology annotation, cellular component: nucleus; nuclear origin of replication recognition complex. Gene Ontology annotation, molecular function: DNA replication origin binding. Gene Ontology annotation, biological process: DNA replication. The record is from RefSeq and is a predicted model, not a curated record. The coding region runs from base 1 to 1245 and encodes 414 amino acids. NCBI's taxonomy places the organism in Eukaryota, Fungi, Basidiomycota, Agaricomycetes, Polyporales, Phanerochaetaceae.
AUGUCGUCCAGCGAGGAAUCGUUCUCAGAGGGAGAGCUCUCAGAUGACCUCGGAUAUGGCUAUGGCACCUUCGCUACAACGUCUUUCGACCAGUACUUCACACGGAACCACAAGUCUACGCGCACCUCCAAGAACACCUUCUCCAGCCUCUUGGCACCCCUCACUGCCGGGCAAUACACCUCUGCUAUCGAGCAAUCCACAUGCAAGAAUGAAAUUCAAGUCCCGUGGCUGGGAACCGGACGCGACUUAUUAUUCUCUCGCCUCCUGGUGCAACUUGAGGAAGGCUUCAGUCUGCUGCUCUAUGGCGCGGGCUCCAAGCGAGAAGUCCUCAAUGCCCUCGCGAAACGGAUCAAUAGGAGACGCAGGGACGUCAUUGUCGUCAACGCCUUCAAUCCUGGCUUUGCGAUAAAGGAUCUCCUCGCGUCUAUCGAGAGCAUUCCGACCUUGCAGGAGAGCGAAAUAACUCAGGCCUCAGGGUCUGGCAUCGAAGCACAGACGCGACGAAUAUACAGAUCCUUUGCGUCUUCAGAGCAGAAGCUCUACCUCGUCAUCCACAACAUCGAUGCACUAGCUAUGCGCAAGCCCCAAGCGCAGUCAUGCCUGUCCGUCCUCGCGAGCAACCCCCGAAUACAUAUCGUCGCGUCGGCGGACAGCAUCGCCUUCCCUCAUCUGUGGUCCUUGGCGGACAUCUUCUCUCAUAAACCCGCGGUAGAAAACGACGGCCCAGUGAUUGCAAUGUCUAAGGGCUACUCUUGGCUGUUCCACGACGUCACCACCCUGUUACCCUACGAUUUCGAAACCGCCCAUGCCGAUCGCUCGUCCAUCAAGGGUGCUUCGCAAGCUGCCUCCUCUCGUGGACAGAAAGACCUGCCGGGUACGACCGCGACGGGCCUCAUGACUGAAACUGCGGCACGCCACAUCCUCGCAUCCGUCACCCAAAAAGCUAAGAAACUGUUCGCUCUGCUCGGCACGAGGCAGCUCGAGAAUACAGCCGAGGCGGAGGCUAGCAGCGGUGGAAACGCACAACAAGACCCGCUGCAGAUCGCGUUCGACUACAGCAUGCUCUUUAACGUUGCCCGCGAGAACUUCGUCGCGACGAACGAUACGGCGAUGCGUGCCCUCAUGGCAGAAUUCAAGGACCAUGGGCUGAUGGCGUCAGUCACCCAGACUGCUGGGGGAGAAGCGGUGUGGAUAUCUCUCAGGAAGGACGCGUUGACCAAGCUUGUACAUGAGGUUUCAGAGUGAUCCAAAUGGACCGAAAUUCGAUCCGGGACAGCAUCCGCUACACUAACACGUCAUCGUCCUGCCCCUUCUGCCUCACCCGCUCCUCUGGAAUCGCAGCCGUUCUUCAUCAGAGAAAAUCCCUGGGGACAAUUAGGAUAUAACGUGGGCUAACUAGGUGUUGAAGAAACAUAAGUGAGAUUAAAUCC